CCCUACAUUCAUCACUUUAAGAAUAAUGUCGUCAGAUCAUUGUCUACCUACUGAAGAAAAAGAGUCGGAAGAAGAACAACUGAGAAAUCAGUUGAAGGAAGUUACCCUUGACGAUUUCAUAAAACUUGACGAGCAACAAAAGAACUUGCUUCCCAAGGCCCGUCGGAAAAAGUUGGAAAGGUUGCUGAAAGAGCAGGAACGAAAGGAACAGAAAGCAAAGGAAAGAGCACAAACACUGGAAGCUGAAAGAUUGUUGAAACUAGAAGAGAGCAAGAAGAUCAAAAUAGAAGAAGAUCCUUCUUUGCCGUUUGCCACACCCAUCAAGAUUCGAGAUGUCCCAUCAUAUGUGGAUAAAAGAGUUACAGUACAAGGUUGGGUUCAUCACAUACGAGAAGACGGCAAGAAACUUCUGUUCAUCGAAUUGCGUGACGGAACCGGAUUUCUGCAGUGCGUCUUGUCGGAUUUGCUAUGUCAAACAUAUGAAGCUCUUACUUUGCAUCGUGAAGCUACCGUCCUUUUGAAAGGAACUCUUACUUCAGAUGAAAGAGCAAAAGGAAGUUUUCCUGGGAUCGAGUUACGUGUCGACUAUUGGCAACUUAUUGGACCAAGUCCUUCGGAGAUUGAGAAUAUUUUAACUUAUGAGAGCAAUCCUGAUAUUUUGCUGAAUAACAGACACUUAGUUAUUCGUGGGACUAGGACUUCCACGGUACUUAAACUUCGGUCAAUUAUUACGCAAUGUUUUCGAGAGCAUUUCUUCGAUCGAGGCUAUGUGGAAGUAUUUCCACCCACCAUUGUUCAAACACAGUGUGAAGGAGGUUCCACAUUGUUUCAGUUAGACUAUUUUGGCGAACCAGCAUAUCUUACACAAAGUAGUCAAAUGUAUUUGGAAACUGCAAUAGCUUCCGUGGGUGAUUGCUUCUGUAUUCUUCCGAGUUAUCGAGCGGAGAAGAGUUCAACUAGAAGACAUUUGGCGGAGUUUCAUCACAUUGAAGCGGAAUGUCCAUUCAUUAACUUUGAAGACUUGUUAUUCAAAAUAGAAGACUUAGUAAGCGACGUGAUGAGACGAGUGAUGGAAAAGGCAAGUCAUUUGGUCCUUUCACUGAAUCCAAAUAUCCAAGUUCCUAAGCGUCCCUUUCGAAGAAUGACUUAUGAAGAUGCUAUUCGAUAUUGUCAAGAAAACAACAUUUAUAAAGAUGAAGUCACCAAAAUGCAUUUUGAAUUCGGCGAUGAUAUUCCUGAACUUCCUGAAAGAAAGAUGACGGACCAAAUCAACGAGCCUAUUUUUCUCACCCGAUUCCCGGUGUCAUUAAAGUCAUUUUAUAUGAAAAAAUGUGAAGAUAAUUCGCGACUGACUGAAAGCGUUGAUUUACUUCUUCCGGGUGUAGGGGAGAUUGUUGGGGGAAGUAUGAGGAUCCACGAAUUGGAGGAACUUCUGGAGGCAUAUAGAAGAGAAAAGAUGGAUCCCAGUCCCUACUAUUGGUUCACUGACCAGAGGAAGUAUGGUUCCGCACCACAUGGAGGCUACGGUUUAGGACUAGAACGAUUUUGCUGUUACUUGUUAGGACUCUAUCAUGUUCGUGAUGUUUGCUUAUAUCCAAGAUACAAGGAUAGAUGCAAGCCCUAAACCUUUCUAUUGUCACAACCGU
Galdieria sulphuraria is the source of this 1646-nucleotide messenger RNA. RefSeq names its product asparaginyl-tRNA synthetase isoform 2. Gene Ontology annotation, molecular function: nucleic acid binding; asparagine-tRNA ligase activity; ATP binding. The record is from RefSeq and is a predicted model, not a curated record. Gene Ontology annotation, biological process: asparaginyl-tRNA aminoacylation. Bases 26 to 1624 code for a protein of 532 amino acids. Lineage: Eukaryota; Rhodophyta; Bangiophyceae; Galdieriales; Galdieriaceae. The transcript has 4 exons. Gene Ontology annotation, cellular component: cytoplasm.